AUGUCUGGUUUAGAGAAUAAAGUGGCUUUGGUCACCGGGUCUGCGCGUCGUAUUGGUGCGGUGAUAGUGCGUACAUUGCAUGAGGAGGGCGCGAAUGUGGUGGUGCAUUAUCGUAGCUCUUCGGAGGCAGCGAAAGCCUUGUGCGCGGAGCUAAAUAACGUGCGCGAACAUUCUUGUAUGAUGGUGCAAGGUGAUCUUACUGAUAUUGCUACAUUAGCCAUGAUGAUUGAGGAAAUUAUCAAAAAAAUGGGUCAGCUAGACAUCUUAGUAAACAAU
Messenger RNA from Priapulus caudatus, 276 nucleotides. Its product is annotated as 3-oxoacyl-[acyl-carrier-protein] reductase FabG-like. The annotation marks the transcript as partial. Lineage: Eukaryota; Metazoa; Priapulida; Priapulimorpha; Priapulimorphida; Priapulidae. The transcript has a single exon. The record is from RefSeq and is a predicted model, not a curated record.